AUGGCACCAGAACUCAAGAGCAGGCCGAAGGUGAAACAACGCCCAGGACAGCAAGUGAAACAGAGCAGAAGGAACCUCAACACCAAACGCAAGCAUGAGUGGCUCCUCAGCACCAGCCAUUACAAGGACGACAGGUCUCUGGGCUCCCCACCACAGGGCAACAGGUCUCUGGGCUCCCCACCACAGGGCGGCAGGUCUCUGGGCUCCCCACCACAGGGCGGCAGGUCUCUGGGCUCCCCACCACAGGGCGGCAGGUCUCUGGGCUCCCCACCACAGGGCGAUAGGUUUCUGGGCUCCCCACCACAGGGCGGCAGGUCUCUGGGCUCCCCUCCACAGGGCGGCAGGUCUCAGGGCUCCCCACCACAGGGCGGCCGGUCUCUGGGCUCCCCACCACAGGGCAACAGGUCUCUGGGCUCCCCACCACAGGGCAACAGGUCUCUGGGCUCCCCACCACAGGGCGGCAGGUCUCUGGGCUCCCCACCACAGGGCGGCAGGUCUCUGGGCUCCCCACCACAGGGCGAUAGGUUUCUGGGCUCCCCACCACAGGGCGGCAGGUCUCUGGGCUCCCCACCACAGGGCGGCAGGUCUCUGGGCUCCCCACCACAGGGCGACAGGUCUCUGGGCUCCCCACCACAGGGCGACAGGUCUCUGGGCUCCCCACCACAGGGCGACAGGUCUCUGGGCUCCCCACCACAGGGCGACGGGUCUCUGGGCUCCCCACCACAGGGCGACGGGUCUCUGGGCUCCCCACCACAGGGCGACAGGUCUCUGGGCUCCCCACCACAGGGCGACAGGUCUCUGGGCUCUCCACCACAGGGCGACAGGUCUCUGGGCUCCCCACCACAGGGCGACAGGUCUCUGGGCUCCCCACCACAGGACGACAGGUCUCUGGGCUCCCCCAGUGACGUGGACAGGUCUCUGGGCUCCCCACCACAGGGUGGCAGGUCUCUGGGCUCCCCACCACAGGGCGACAGGUCUCUGGGCUCUCCACCACAGGGCGACAGGUCUCUGGGCUCCCCACCACAGGGCGACAGGUCUCUGGGCUCUCCACCACAGGGCGACAGGUCUCUGGGCUCCCCACCACAGGGCGACAGGUCUCUGGGCUCCCCACCACAGGACGACAGGUCUCUGGGCUCCCCACCACAGGGUGGCAGGUCUCUGGGCUCUCCACCACAGGGCGACAGGUCUCUGGGCUCCCCACCACAGGGCGACAGGUCUCUGGGCUCCCCGCCACAGGGCGACAGGUCUCUGGGCUCCCCACCACAGGGCGACAGGUCUCUGGGCUCUCCACCACAGGGCAACGGGUCUCUGGGCUCCCCACCACAGGGCGACGGGUCUCUGGGCUCCCCACCACAGGGCGACAGGUCUCUGGGCUCCCCACCACAGGGCGACAGGUCUCUGGGCUCUCCACCACAGGGCGACAGGUCUCUGGGCUCCCCACCACAGGGCGACAGGUCUCUGGGCUCCCCACCACAGGACGACAGGUCUCUGGGCUCCCCACCACAGGACGACAGGUCUCUGGGCUCCCCACCACAGGGUGGCAGGUCUCUGGGCUCCCCACCACAGGGCGACAGGUCUCUGGGCUCUCCACCACAGGGCGACAGGUCUCUGGGCUCCCCACCACAGGGCGACAGGUCUCUGGGCUCUCCACCACAGGGCGACAGGUCUCUGGGCUCCCCACCACAGGGCGACAGGUCUCUGGGCUCCCCACCACAGGACGACAGGUCUCUGGGCUCCCCACCACAGGGUGGCAGGUCUCUGGGCUCUCCACCACAGGGCGACAGGUCUCUGGGCUCCCCACCACAGGGCGACAGGUCUCUGGGCUCCCCGCCACAGGGCGACAGGUCUCUGGGCUCCCCACCACAGGGCGACAGGUCUCUGGGCUCCCCACCACAGCUACGCUCCCACCAACAAACAUGA
This is a messenger RNA of Procambarus clarkii (red swamp crayfish), 1920 nucleotides long. RefSeq names its product basic salivary proline-rich protein 3-like. The record is from RefSeq and is a predicted model, not a curated record. NCBI's taxonomy places the organism in Eukaryota, Metazoa, Arthropoda, Malacostraca, Decapoda, Cambaridae.